Carassius gibelio (silver crucian carp) is the source of this 2759-nucleotide messenger RNA. RefSeq names its product AP-3 complex subunit delta-1. The coding region runs from base 231 to 2744 and encodes 837 amino acids. Gene Ontology annotation, biological process: anterograde synaptic vesicle transport; protein targeting to vacuole; synaptic vesicle membrane organization. Lineage: Eukaryota; Metazoa; Chordata; Actinopteri; Cypriniformes; Cyprinidae. The record is from RefSeq and is a predicted model, not a curated record. Gene Ontology annotation, cellular component: membrane coat; presynaptic endosome; endosome membrane. The transcript is spliced from 21 exons.
GUCGCGUCGCAGUGUGGCUGGGUUUGUCAGUCAGGUGAUCGGUUCGCCAUUUUUGUCAGCCAUUUCCUGCACUGGUCCGCUGCAGAUCAGCGCUUACUGAAGGAGCGAGAGCCGUCCUGUGCAGGCCGCUGUUCGGGACUGAAUGAGAGACUAGCGCUCCAGCGGGCCGGCCAGUACUCACAGAAAGCCCGUGUUUCGGUUCGGUCCGGUAGGACAGGAGGGAGAUCAUCAUGGCUCUGAAGAUCGUGAAGGGAAGCAUCGAUCGGAUGUUCGAUAAAAACCUGCAGGAUUUAGUACGUGGCAUCAGGAACCAUAAGGAAGAUGAGGCCAAGUACAUCUCCACGUGCAUCGAUGAGAUCAAACAAGAACUCAAACAGGACAACAUCGCUGUUAAAGCCAAUGCAGUCUGCAAGCUCACCUAUUUGCAGAUGCUUGGCUAUGAUGUCAGUUGGGCUGCGUUUAACAUCGUGGAGGUGAUGAGCUCUUCCAAAUUCACAUUCAAGCGAAUUGGCUACCUUGCAGCAUCGCAAUGCUUUCACGAGGGGACUGAUGUCAUCAUGCUGACGACCAAUCAGAUCCGCAAGGAUCUCAGUAGUCCCAACCAGUAUGACACUGGCGUGGCUCUGACUGGCCUUUCCUGCUUCGUGACCCCUGACCUUGCUCGUGACCUGGCCAAUGACAUCAUGACUCUGAUGUCCCACACUAAGCCGUACAUUCGCAAGAAGGCGGUGCUGAUCAUGUACAAAGUGUUCCUGAAGUACCCUGAGUCCCUUCGUCCUGCCUUCCCACGCCUCAAAGAGAAGCUGGAGGACCCAGAUCCUGGUGUCCAGUCAGCAGCUGUGAAUGUCAUCUGUGAACUGGCCAGAAGAAAUCCCAAGAACUACCUUUCCUUGGCACCCCUGUUCUUCAAACUCAUGACCUCCUCCACCAACAACUGGGUUCUCAUCAAGAUCAUUAAACUGUUUGGUGCUCUCACACCGUUGGAGCCUCGUUUGGGAAAGAAGUUGAUUGAGCCCCUAACAAAUCUCAUCCACAGUACCUCGGCCAUGUCGCUUCUCUAUGAAUGUGUCAACACGGUCAUAGCAGUGUUGAUCUCGCUGUCCUCUGGGAUGCCCAAUCACAGUGCUAGCAUACAGCUCUGUGUGCAGAAACUGCGAAUCCUGAUUGAAGACUCGGACCAGAACUUGAAGUACUUGGGUCUUCUGGCCAUGUCCAAGAUCUUAAAGACGCACCCCAAGUCUGUGCAGUCGCACAAGGACCUGAUCCUGCAGUGUUUGGACGACAAAGAUGAGUCGAUCCGACUGAGAGCUCUGGAUCUGCUCUAUGGCAUGGUUUCGAAGAAGAACCUGAUGGAGAUCGUGAAGAAGCUCAUGCUCCAUGUGGACAAAGCGGAAGGCACCACUUACCGAGAUGAGCUGCUCACCAAGAUCAUCGACAUCUGCAGCCAGAGCAACUACCAGUAUAUCACCAACUUUGAGUGGUACAUCAGUAUCCUGGUCGAACUGACUCGUCUGGAGGGCACAAGGCACGGCCACCUAAUCGCCUCUCAGAUGCUGGACGUCGCCAUCCGAGUCAAAGCCAUCCGAGGCUUCGCCGUGGCUCAGAUGGCCACUUUGCUGGACAAUGCACACCUGCUGACUGGUAACACGCAGCGCAACGGGAUCUGCGAGGUUCUCUACGCCGCCGCGUGGAUCUGCGGCGAGUUCUCAGAGCAUCUGGAAGACCCAAUGCAGACACUCGAGGCCAUGCUGAGACCCAAAGUGGCCACCCUGCCCGGUCACAUCCAGGCGGUGUAUGUACAAAAUGCGGCUAAGCUGUUUGCGACGGUGCUGCAGAAGCACGAAGGCGAGACAGACAGCCAGGCUGCGCAAGAGACCAGCCAGCUGCUCAUAGACAGACUGCCGCUGUUCGUCCAGAGUGCCAACCUGGAAGUGCAGGAGAGGGCAUCCUGCAUCCUCCAGCUGGUGAAGUACAUCCAGAAGCUGCAGCAGAAGAACGUGGAGGUGGCCGAGGAAGUAACGGCUCUCUUCGCCGGCGAACUCAAUCCUGUGGCCCCCAAGGCCCAGAAGAAAGUGCCUAUACCUGAAGGUCUGGAUCUCGACGCCUGGAUCAAUGAGCCUCCGUCAGAGAGCGAGUCUGAGGAUGAGAAGCCCAAAGCUGUGUUCGCUAAAGAAGAACCCAAGCAUUACAGAUCAAGAAACACUGAGGUUGAUGAGAAAGAGUUGGCCAGGAGGAGGGAAGUCAGGAAGCAGGAACAGGCCAACAACCCAUUCUACAUCAAGGCAUCACCAUCAUCUCAGAAGGUGUACGACGCGCCAGGUGUAGAACACAUUCCGGUGGUGCAGAUCGACCUUAGUGUGCCUCUCAAAGUCCCAGGGAUGCCCAUGUCCGACCAGUACCUGAAGCUGGAGGAAGAGCGCCAGCAGAAGGAGAAGGCGGAGAGGAAGAAGAAGGAAAAGAAGAAAAAGCGUGAGAAGCGAGGAAAAGGGAGGAAGGCGGAUUCGGGUCCCGAGAGCGAGGAAGACAUCACGCCCGCUCAACAUGUGGACAUAGUCACAGAGGAGAUGCCAGAGAAUGCCUUACCAAGUGACGAUGACGAUAAGGAUCCUAACGACCCUCAUAGAGCUCUAGACAUCGAUCUGGACAAGUAUGUACCACAUUGUCACCACCUACAGUGCAUACAUGUGCUACAUAUAGUGAUGUGCAGAAAUGAAUUUUUUAGCAAAACUGAAAUUUAUGUUUAAGUCUCUUUAUUCUAA